Messenger RNA from Zymoseptoria tritici IPO323, 633 nucleotides. RefSeq lists its product as uncharacterized. Bases 16 to 633 code for a protein of 205 amino acids. Gene Ontology annotation, molecular function: RNA binding. Gene Ontology annotation, cellular component: spliceosomal complex. The record is from RefSeq and is a predicted model, not a curated record. The transcript has 3 exons. Gene Ontology annotation, biological process: positive regulation of mRNA splicing, via spliceosome. Lineage: Eukaryota; Fungi; Ascomycota; Dothideomycetes; Mycosphaerellales; Mycosphaerellaceae.
UUCCACACCUCCAUCAUGGCGGACCUCGAUACUUACGACGCCGACCAGCGCAACUAUGAGGAUGACCGUGACCGCGAGUAUCCGGCUCGUGAUCGCUCGCGUUCGCCUGUCGCUGACCGCGAUGGAGAGGACACCCGCGUCCGCGAUCGUGACAACGACGAGCCCAUGAAUGGCCGCGACGACGGCCGAGAUGAGCGCAGUGAGCGCCCACCACCCAACAGACGCCGAAACGACGACGAUGAUAUCUCCACCAACCCUGGCUCGAACCUUUUCGUCACUGGCAUACAUCCAAAACUGAGUGAGGAGGAGGUCACGCGCAUCUUCGAGAAAUACGGACAAGUUGAGAAGUGCAACAUCAUGCGCGACCCACACACUCGUGACAGCCGCGGAUUCGGAUUCGUCAAGAUGGUCACUUCUGAUGAGGCAGAUGCCGCAAAGGAGGCGCUACAAGGCGAGGUCUACGAGGGGCGGACAUUCAGCAUUGAGAAGGCACGUCGUGCUCGCCCACGUACGCCGACACCCGGCAAAUACUUUGGUCCGCCAAAGCGAGGUCAGCAUCCCCAGUCAAACGAUUCCGAUCAGGAAGACCGUUCGCUCGAGCUUUCGACCUGUGUCUGGCACGGAACAUGCUAA